This is a messenger RNA of Ixodes scapularis (black-legged tick), 780 nucleotides long. RefSeq lists its product as uncharacterized. The coding region runs from base 194 to 700 and encodes 168 amino acids. NCBI's taxonomy places the organism in Eukaryota, Metazoa, Arthropoda, Arachnida, Ixodida, Ixodidae. The transcript is spliced from 2 exons. The record is from RefSeq and is a predicted model, not a curated record.
CGUGCCCGCUGACUUUCCCGAACCCCCAAAGAUGUGGAAACCGCAAAAAAAGUAGACGCUUAAACAUGAUUGCAGUGCCCCUUUAAGCUCUGGUGUCAACUGUUUGUUUCAGUGUAAAUGUUCCAAGUCUUUUAUUUUUCAGGGCCACAAAGUGAUACGCUGUGAAGGAGACCUUCGAGAUGUCGCCAGGACCAUGGUGUCUGAAGCUCCAUUCUGGUCGCCAGCAACGGCUCAUGGGCAGCGCAACGAGCCGAAAGCCCGAAGCAAGUUUGAAGAGGACCGUGGCCUCAAAGUUCACCAGUUCGGGCUUGUGGUGGCACCAGAAGACCCUUGGUUGGGAUGUUCUCCUGAUGGAAUCUUUCGGAGCGAGGACGGCAAAACCACCCUGCUUGAGAUCAAGUGCCCCUCCAGCCGAUGGAAGAAGAAGUUAACGGAAAAGCCACUUCUGUCAUACCUAGUAGAGGACAAGUGCAGCAAGGAGAUUUCUUUGCGAAAGUCACACACAUACUACACGCAAAUACAAAUCUGCUUGUAUGUUUUGCAGCUUGAAGAGUGCGAUCUAUAUUUGUACUGCUCUGUAGGCCACAAGACGCUCAACAUCAAGCGUGACGAGGAAUUCCUUUCUGAAGCAAUUCCGAAGCUACGGUCAUUUUAUUUCAAGUACUACUUAGGAGAACUCGUUGCGCUCCAUUCAAGAUGAGCUAAGAAAGAAUGUCUUUCUGCUUGAAACCAGGCACAUAACAAUUGAGCAACUUCAAUAAAUCCCGACUAUAAGGAAAA